ACCCCGGAUUUGAUGCCCCUUCAAGGCCCCACCGUGUCGAAGACCUAUGGGCGGCGAUGGAACCUUCUCCCGCCCGCGAGGUCGUCUUCGUGCAGUGCCUCAACGACUCGCCAGAAGAAGCCAAAUGGGUAAUGAGCUUGGCCAAGCAGCAUCCCCGCAUCAAGGGCAUCGUGGCUGGACUUGACCCUUCGCAACAGCAGUUCGAGAGUCAUCUGACGGCGCUGAAGGCGGAGGUGCCGAUCCUGGUGGGCGUGAGACAUAUCUUGGACUUGGAACCUCGACCGAAUUAUCUGGAUUAGAGGGUAGCUGUGGUUUUCCGAGCCCUUGCACCGACAUGACAUGACCUUUGACCUGCUCCUGAGACCCCCGCUGCUGGAGGGGGCGACGCUGCUGGCCAGCCGAGUGCCCGAAGCGAGGAUGGUGGUGGAUCACUUGGCCAAACCCUACAUUAAGGCCGGCCAGCUGGACCCGUGGCGCCAACACAUCGCCGCCAUCGCUCGCUUCCCUAAUGUCUACUGCAAGCUCUCGAGCAUGGUGACUGAGGCAGACUGCGAGAAGUGGAAACCAGAGGAUCUUCGUCCGUAUGUCGAGCAUAUGAUAGACGUGUUCGGAUGUGAUCGCCUCAUGUACGGCUCCGACUGGCCCGUGUGUCGCCUCGCUAGAGCGGAUUACGAUACCGUAUUUUCCACUCUUCGCGGACUCCUGAGCCACCUGCCGGAGCAACAGCUGGAAAAGAUCUUCUGCAGCAACGCCAGAAACUUCUACAAAGUCUAGAGCGUUUCGUUGAGUUAUUACUUUGGGUGAUCGAAGAUUUUUUUUUUCUUAUUUUAUCUUCUGUUUUUGUGUGUGUUUUUUCUCCUUUUUGUUUUUUCUUUUUUUUUUCAUUUUUGUUUCUUCUCCAUUUCUUUUCUAUUUUUUCCGUUAACUUAUUUUCCGUUUCUUAAUGUUCGUUUCUGGUUUCUCUUCUUCUUCUGUCCUCCUUAAUAUUAUUAUCUUUUUAUCUUCAUAUAUUUUUCCUCUUUCAUUUCUCCUUCCUCGUCUUCUUUUUCACCAUCUUCUUCAUCUUCAUCUUUUAUCCUUCUUCCCGUAUUUCUUCUGUCACCCACCUCUUCUUAAGUAGCUGUUGAGUGUAAAAAAAAAAUAUUUACAUAUUCAAUAUUGUGAUAUGAUCAUAUACAAUCAAUCUUAUAGGGAACAUCUGACAAAAUAAUGCUAUCUAAAAGAGAAAUAUAUCCAUUUUGUUAAA
Molecule: messenger RNA, 1246 nt
Organism: Penaeus monodon (black tiger shrimp)
Lineage: Eukaryota; Metazoa; Arthropoda; Malacostraca; Decapoda; Penaeidae
Exons: 6
Coding region: 340-774 (144 amino acids)
Molecular function (GO): hydrolase activity
Source: RefSeq, a predicted model, not a curated record